AUGCUCGCCGACAUCCACGGCCCCAACCUGACCAUACGCGGAGCCCCGACUACGGAAGAGGACGAGCGAUCGCUGGUCAAGGCUCUGGAUGAUGUUCUUCAUGCUGCAGAGGGCCAUGGGCCCUCCCUGGCCAAGGAAGCCGCCAGACUAUGCCGACUUCCUCGCUUUCACUUUUUCCCGCAGAUCUAUGCCGCGACCUGGGACAGAUGCCUCAUGCCUCGCUUUCGCCGCCUUCCCUUCGAGCUCCUCACACAGGACCAUCUGCCAAAGCUAUUUGGAGAUGUGAGUGCCGCCCUGCGGGUGCUUCACUCGAAUAACAUCGUCCACGCCGACGUGCACCUGGACAACAUCAUGCUUAGACCCUGGCCUCCAGGCUUUGUCCUCAUCGACCUCGCGUCUUGCACAGCAGAGUCUGUGUAUCUGCUUGAGCUAGGAUUCGGUGUCCCCGGCAAAGGUGGAGCCCUGUUUACCCCUCCGCAUGAGCAACUUCGUCCACCGAUGCGCACUCCGGCUGGCGACUUCUACCGCUUCGCCAAGCACAUUCGCAAGGAGAUUGAGUUACCGUCUGCUCCAAAGAGUCUGAACAGGGACGGCGAGUUUGCUCCAGAACCUGAUGGGGAAGAUGAU
Messenger RNA from Symbiodinium pilosum, 627 nucleotides. The record is from the annotation of a GenBank genome assembly. NCBI's taxonomy places the organism in Eukaryota, Dinophyceae, Suessiales, Symbiodiniaceae.